CAACACAUCCUGAUAACUAGCUCCUAUCACACAGAGAGCAGAGGAUGGCAGUGCUGGGGGCUGCUACGUACAUCAACACUGUUCAGCCAGGGUCUUCUUCAUGCAAUGCAAAACUUGGAUAUAUGAGGAGCAGGCUAGAACUCUAGGGGGUCCAGCCGUCAGUUUGCAUCCAGCAUUGCAUCUGCCUCUAUACUCCAGUCUGUCAUUGCUUUGCUGCAUGUUGCUGUAGAGAACAUACUUUAAGGAUUUUCGGUAAAGCUGCUGCUUGGGGGGAGGGUGGAGAUGAGCAGAGCAAGCAGCAGAUACUUCUUCUUCUUCUUCUUCAUCUCAGCAGCAUGAGAGGAGGAGCUGGUCCCUUCUGCAAAGUGAGGAAGGUGGACGUGUCUGUGGAGCUCUAAGGAGACACAGUGAGGCUGGGCGUUAGCUCUUGUGCCACCUGGGAGGGUGCUAUGAGUGGAGUCUCUGGGGAUCUCUGUGGAGCCCAGUUCCUUGUGAGAUCUGGGUGGUAGGUGUGAAACGAUCAGUUGGGUGCUAGGGUCCAAUGGGGGUGUGAGCUCAGGGGAGGGAUGAGGGGUGUGUACAUUUCGGGGAGUUACCUUUUUUAGAGUUGCAGUAAUCAGGGUGUGAGAUAGAGGGAGUGUGGUGAGUCAGGUGUGAGAAGCCCACUUGGGUGUGAGCUAUGUGGAGUCAAUGGUGAAUGAUCUAGUUGCGUGCGCUUUCAGGACCUCUAGAGUGAAGACUUCAGCUGGGUGGGUUCUCAGUGGAGUCCACAGUGAUAACCUCCGCUGGAUAUGAUCUCUGGCGAGUCAGCUGGGAGGAAUCCACUUGUGCGCGAUCUUCUGGGAGUUCGCUGCUUGUGAGCUGUGCGCAAAGGAAGCGCAGUAACGCCAGUGGGCGAGCAGAUCGGAGGCUGAGUGCCCUCUCUGCCAUCCUGGGUGGGGAGGGCUAGAGAGAGACCUAGCAGGGCAGCGAGCUCCUGGGUUCACAAGGAUGGUGGUAGGAAAUGCCUGGAGACAGGGAGCAGGAGAUCUGUAUGAAAGCACUGACACUGGUGGCGGAUCUGUGCUAUAGUGGCAUUGUGGAGAACGAGAACUGCCUGGACUUCAUUUACUAUCAGAGGGAAAGAGCCAGACCUCGCCUCCCAGACUCAGAUGUCUCUGUGAGCUUGCUGUCUCUGUUGGUAACGGCCUGCGGACUUGCCCUCUUUGGUGUGUCUCUUUUUGUCUCGUGGAAACUGUGCUGGAUUCCUUGGCGGGAACGUGGCCUGAAAGGGAGCAAAGAACACGAGCACCUGAAUUAUACGGACAGUGACACAAAUGAGCAUGACUACAGUGAUAACUAUCUGGGGCAGCCUCCUCUAUUCCCGGAGUCAUCCAUGAAGAUCAGCCACACCUCCCCCGACAUCCCAUUAGAAGCCAAGACCAGUACUAAGGAGAAUUGCAGUCACCAUGUCCGAAUGCAUCGGCAAAUCACCGAACCAACCUCAUCUGCUCGACACAAUUCGAUCAGAAGGCAACUGAACCUUUCAAACCCAGAUUUCAACAUCCAGCAGUUUCAGAAGCAGGAGCAGCUGACGGGUAUUGGCCGCAUCAAACCUGAACUCUACAAACAGAGGUCGGUGGAGACCGACGAUGGUCGCAGAAACAAUAGCAAGUCUUGUGGAAAGCUCAACUUCAUCAUUAAAUAUGAUUGUGACUUGGAAAAACUUAUAGUAAAGAUUCACAAGGCAGUCGGCCUGCCAGCAAAGGACUUCUCAGGAACGUCAGAUCCUUACGUGAAGAUUUAUUUACUUCCGGAUCGGAAGACCAAACACCAGACUAAGGUCCACCGGAAGACCCUAAAUCCGGUGUUUGAUGAGGUUUUUUUAUUCCCCGUCCCCUAUAACGAGUUGCCAAGCAGAAAACUCCACUUCUCGGUUUAUGACUUUGACCGGUUCUCCAGGCACGAUGUCAUCGGUCAGAUCAUAGUGGAUAAUUUUUUAGACUUGGCAGAUUUUCCCAGGGAAAGUAACAUCUGGAGGGAUAUUGAGCAUGUCACCAAUGAUAAUGUUGACCUUGGUGACUUGAUGUUCUCGCUCUGCUACCUUCCUACGGCGGGAAGACUCACCAUCACCAUCAUAAAGGCAAGAAACCUGAAGGCCAUGGAUAUUACAGGGGCAUCUGAUCCUUAUGUGAAGGUGUCGAUAAUGUGCGACGGGAGAAGGCUGAAGAAAAGGAAAACAUCCACAAAGAGGAAUACAUUGAACCCAGUUUAUAAUGAAGCCAUAGUAUUUGAUGUCCCGCCAGAAAAUAUUGAUCAGAUCAGCUUGUUAAUAGCAGUGAUGGAUUACGACCGUGUAGGUCACAAUGAGGUCAUCGGGGUGUGUCAAGUAGGCAACGGCGCAGAGAGUCUGGGCCGGGAGCAUUGGAGCGAAAUGCUGUCGUAUCCUAGAAAACCCAUCGCCCACUGGCAUCCACUUGUGGAGUGGUCUGCUCAAACUGCAGCGACUGGAAAUGGUUCAUGCAAUUCUCUGAAGGGUCCACCAUCUCCGUGAAGGAAGGUACAGAAGUCACAUGAAGCUCAAGGAAUAUUAAGAAGUGCCGGCUUCACGCACCACUUGCGUUGCCUCAUGCCGGGGGGAAAGAGUCUGGACACCAGAGGACAUAAUGAGGGAUAUGUAUGAAAACUGGUGUCCAGGACGAAGGUGUUAUAACCCGUAGCAACCAAUCCCAUUUUAGCUGUGAUUUUUAUAGUAGUGUAUCCAAAAUGAAAGCAAAUCAAUAUCUUAUUGGUUGCUAAGGGUUAUAGCAAAUUUUUCCUGUGCGCCAGGUUUUAAAAAUGUUUCCAGAUGUGUUUUUUUUUGUUAUUUGGUUUUGAUGCCUCCCCAUUCUUUCCUAAUAAGGACUUCACUAGAUUUGGAAUGUUAUUCAAUGGCAUGCUGCUUAGUUUCACACACGUACCCUGCCCACAUGACAUAUUUUUGUAUGGCCCGUAUUGGUUUACUAUAAUAACAUUGGUUCAUGCUACGUCCACAGGUAACAUUAUAUUUUUCAGUUUUCUAAAUUCAGUAUGUUCUGUUCAGUAUGAAGUCCUCCUGAUUGUUUUCAUGAUAGUAAAAGUUCCCUUGGCCAAUGAUGUUUGCAAUGUCCGCGAGAGUCAUUUACUAAUAUAGAUGCCAGCUCACAAAUGCACAAACAAUGUGUCGGCAAUUGACUUUGGUCUAAUGCAAGCUAAACGUACUGCACUGCGCAUCUCUGCGUCUGUGUUAGUAAAUGGCACCUACAGGAGAUGAUUCUCUAGCCUCACGCGACAUUGAAAGCUUGUCCUGAUAUACUGUGUUGUAGUUGGUGCAUGUAUCAUCCUCAUGUGAGAAAUGAAAGAAAAUAUUCUGUACCGUUACAAAUUUUCCUAAAUUUUAUAUAAAGUGUCAAUCUUAUAAACACAA
This is a messenger RNA of Pseudophryne corroboree (corroboree frog), 3424 nucleotides long. It is a transcript of the gene SYT9, whose product is annotated as synaptotagmin 9. The coding region runs from base 1004 to 2533 and encodes 509 amino acids. Gene Ontology annotation, biological process: cellular response to calcium ion; regulation of dopamine secretion; calcium-ion regulated exocytosis. The transcript is spliced from 7 exons. The record is from RefSeq and is a predicted model, not a curated record. NCBI's taxonomy places the organism in Eukaryota, Metazoa, Chordata, Amphibia, Anura, Myobatrachidae. Gene Ontology annotation, cellular component: exocytic vesicle; dense core granule; plasma membrane. Gene Ontology annotation, molecular function: clathrin binding; phosphatidylserine binding; calcium-dependent phospholipid binding.